UGUUGUAACAUCAAGUUUGGCAAAAGACCGCGAAAAGAAUUACUGCUCCAUUGAGAAUUGUUUUUGUUUACAGUUCAAUAUACAAAGGAUUAGGCUCUGAAACUAUUUAUAUAAGUGUGUAUGGUAGUACUUUCAUGCCUAUGUGUUCCAUUUAUGAAAUGGGUUGAGGAAAUGUGAAACGAAAUGAUGGAUGUGUACCCAAGUCCAAGACCAACCCCCAAGUUCUUUCAAGAAGUCCAAACAUUUUCAACCAAAAAGGCCCGUUCCACUCCUAAGAAUUGUGGUCCACCCAGACCCCCAGUGAAAAGUGCGCCACCAGUCAGUCGUAUCUUCCCACAUCGACCAAUUGAGAGGGCUCAGGUUGUGUCAUUCCGCAGCGAUGAAGGCAGCAGAUCUUUUUUAGAAAACCAGUACAACAGUCAAAGUAACCAUUUGUACUUUGAACAAGGUUUUAAAGUGAUCAGUCGUCUAGGUGCUGGGUCAUUUGGAGAGGUCUUUAAAGUACAGAGCAAAGAAGAUGGAAAACUCUAUGCAAUAAAAAAGUCAAGAGAUCCUUUCAGGGGAGAAUCAGACAGGAAAAGAAAGUUGGAAGAAGUUGCAAAGUAUGAAACUUUACCACCACACCCAAACUGUGUUCACUUCUACAGAGCCUGGGAAGAACGUCAGUUCUUGUAUAUCCAGACUGAGCUUUGUAAGCUGAGCUUGACAGACUACACAGAACAGAACCAUGACUUGUCAGAGGCAACCAUAGCAAAUUAUUUGGUUGAUCUGCUUAUGGCAUUGAAACAUUUGCAUGACCACAACCUUGUCCAUAUGGACAUCAAACCAGAUAACAUAUUUAUUUCCUUUGAUGACAUAUGCAAGCUUGGAGACUUCGGAUUAGUGUUGGACCUUACAAAGAGCAACGAUGUAUCUGAUGCACAAGAGGGAGAUCCCAAAUACCUGUCCCCGGAAUUAAUGGAUGGCAAGUUUGGUAAACCUGCUGAUAUAUUUAGUCUUGGUAUGACUAUAUUGGAGUUAGCAAGUGACCUUGACCUUCCAAGGGGAGGAGAUGGGUGGCAUAUGCUACGCUCUGGCAAGUUACCAGAAGAAUUUUUGAGAGACAAGUCGUUUGACUUGAAGUAUGUGAUACAACAAAUGUUAGACCCUGACCCAGGAAGUCGGCCUACAGUGGACCAAGUGUUAGCAUUUCCAUAUGUUAGAAAAGUAUGGAAGAGGAGACGGCGAGAAUACAUGUACAAACGAGCAGUCAGUGCUGUAUCAGCCAUGCUCCACAGUAUCUUAGCCUUCCUGUUCCUUUUGACCAGUGUGUUCACCCCCAGCUAUUGGAGAGGCUCGAGACUGAGUGUGGGCUCCAGCAGCAAACUCAGUAGUAGCUUCAGCAAUCACAGCUCCAGUGGACUGGAUCACAGUAUUUCUGAUGAUGAAUGUUUUGAUGAUGACAUAAGUAUACACAACAACUCCUUGGGAUCACCACUGGACAGCUCUUCUGGAGAUAGCUUCAGUGAAUUUAUUGUUCCCUGUAAGCCACCUCCAAGACGAGCCUUUACAUCUCCAGUGUCCAGACAACGACCCUUGCACUACAUCAGUCCCCCUAUGAGUUCUUCCCCGGUGCACCUCAAGUUAAGAAAACCAGAUACUCCGAACUCUAGCUUUGAGAGCAGUUUUGAGGAUGAGAGAUCUGUCACUCCUACAUUCAACAGCAGCAACAACUUGGUGGAAGGGGGAGAGGAAACCACAAAAGUCAGCAUCGAGCCCAAGAACCUCAUGGAUAUGUUUGAUGCCACAAGUGAUGAAGACUAGGAAGGUUGUUAAAAGUACAUGUAAAUGUAUGAAGAAUUCCACAAGUGUACACUGUAGCAAAUUUGUUUCAGCCUUCAGUGUCUGUGUUUUAUAUACUGUAUGUGUUCAACCAGCACAAACUGCCUUAAACUUUUCACCUAGUUGUGUUCAAGAAAAUGAUGUGAAACAGUGGAAGAAUGAGAUGAAUGGGAAAGCAAACGCUGUAUUAGUGCUUUAAUAUACUGUAUCUGUUUUACGUUUUCUUUAAAUAUUAUUUUAGGACCACAAGACUUGUGUGUAAAAAAAAAUAUUUACAUGUAUUUUGUUUCUAAUGUAAUAAUUUAUUUUUGAAAAAUCAUGGCCACUUCUCAUUUUCCAGAACUUCCAAGGGGUUUAAUUAUUGAUGUAUAAUUUCGUACAUGCAGAAGAGAAUCAUCAGAUAUGGAAAUUCUUGCCAAUUCCAUUAUUUCACCAAGUAUUAUUAAGAUCACUUAGUUCAUUUCACAAAUAUCAUGUACUGAUAUUAUAAACCAUGCUGCCAUACACGAUCUACACUCAGGCUAACCCCAAAAGGUGCUUGGAUAGGUAUCAAGUGUUAUUCAUUGGGCCACCAAUUGUGUUUCAUUCGUUUUGCUGCAUAUACACCUGAGCAAAACCUACUUAAAACUACAACAGAUGUGUUUUGUUUGGAAAUUGCUUGGAAAGAAUGUAGAAAAGUAUUUGUUCAUCUGAAGUUUUUUGUUUCUAUAUCUCUUUUAAAUGUAAAUUAAUUAUGUACGGAGAUGGGAACUAACAAAAUGUGAAUAAUUCUGUUGAAGAAAUGUCUGUUCAAACUGAACAUAAGAAAAUGUGCUUUGUUAUCAUUUACAUAAUUUGUUGCUUCUGUUAUUUUUUGUUACUCUGUCUUGACUAUGAGUUGGAUUAUCACAAGAUAUGUCUAACGUGACUAGUUUUGUUAAUUGUCCUGCAAAUCCACUGCGUGUUUGUGUAAUAUGUUUUGCCAUUUGCAUAGCUUUUGUAAGUUUAUGAACCUUUAUAAAUCUUUUCCUUUCGGAAUUAUUGUCAACAAUUUUUGUAAGCUACAUCUGUUUUAUUUUUUCAAAGUCCAAGUUGUCACAAAAAGGAUUUACAGUAUAAACUCAAGGUCACUGAUAUUUGACCACUUUAAAUUAUGCAAAAAUGACCUUUUGUACUCAGUGCUUUUAGGGUGGAAUAAAGCCUAUACACCAGCAAAA
Messenger RNA from Magallana angulata, 3017 nucleotides. RefSeq names its product membrane-associated tyrosine- and threonine-specific cdc2-inhibitory kinase-like. The transcript is spliced from 16 exons. Gene Ontology annotation, biological process: protein phosphorylation. NCBI's taxonomy places the organism in Eukaryota, Metazoa, Mollusca, Bivalvia, Ostreida, Ostreidae. Gene Ontology annotation, molecular function: protein kinase activity; ATP binding. Bases 184 to 1803 code for a protein of 539 amino acids. The record is from RefSeq and is a predicted model, not a curated record.